AUGACCCACACCUUCCAAAGAGGUGAUAACAUCUUUGUAAAUGGCGAUGAUGGCAGCCUGUGGUAUGCUGUGAUCAAGGACAUCAGAGUCCAACAGUUGAAGAGAAUACAGAAGGCAUGGGUUGAAGUGCAGUGGUACUACAGCAGGAGUGAUAUAGGAGACAAAAACAUGAGAAAAUACAUUGGCAACAAUGAGCUGGUUCUAUCGGACCACAAUGACAUCAUUGAACCAGAGGCCAUCGUGUCUUGGAAGCUCAUGGAGAGCAUAGCGCCAGCAGACAUCACAUCUUUCAGUGCAGAAAGGACCCAAGGAUAUGUAUACAUGGUGGACCAUGAGCACACAUGGUAA
Messenger RNA from Pisolithus orientalis, 348 nucleotides. RefSeq lists its product as uncharacterized. The record is from RefSeq and is a predicted model, not a curated record. The coding region runs from base 1 to 348 and encodes 115 amino acids. The transcript is spliced from 6 exons. NCBI's taxonomy places the organism in Eukaryota, Fungi, Basidiomycota, Agaricomycetes, Boletales, Pisolithaceae. Gene Ontology annotation, molecular function: chromatin binding.